This is a messenger RNA of Podarcis raffonei (Aeolian wall lizard), 6235 nucleotides long. It is a transcript of the gene DAB1, whose product is annotated as DAB adaptor protein 1. The coding region runs from base 1097 to 2809 and encodes 570 amino acids. NCBI's taxonomy places the organism in Eukaryota, Metazoa, Chordata, Lepidosauria, Squamata, Lacertidae. Gene Ontology annotation, biological process: ventral spinal cord development; lateral motor column neuron migration. The transcript is spliced from 19 exons. The record is from RefSeq and is a predicted model, not a curated record.
UGAGCCUGUUUGCUCUUUUCCCAUGCACAAAGAUUUCUUUCUCUCUCUUUUUUAGAGGCAGACCUAAUGAGCAGGGUGAGCCUAACCUCCAGGUGAUGACAUGCUUGUUUUGCUACUCCUGCUGAGACACAAAUAGCCUGCUGAUGAGAUGGAGACUGCAGGAAUGAUUAAGAACAGUUCAGAUGCAGAAAUGCAACUGCACAGCGAAAGCUCAGGGGCAGCCUGCGAUGAGACGCUGUAUUGUGCUCUCCUAUUAGAAGGAAUGUGGUAGUGAUGUAUAAGGUAUGAACGAUGUGGCCUGCAGAGUACCAGAAGCACUGCCUUUGCUGCUGUUGCUUCUGCUGCUGAGAAGGAGAUGCUCUCACUGAACUGAAACUGCUGAGGAUUUUCUCACUAGGAUACCCGUUUCUGAGUGCUUCUGCUUUCAGGAUCUACGGAUUCUACUGCGGGCAGACUGACUGAUAAAUAUACAUACACACAGGGGUUAUCUCCCAGAAGAAAAUAAAGAACUGUCCAUAUUGUUUUAGGAACAGAAGACGGGGGGAGCAUUUCCCCCCUGCAACAAGAGGAUGUGUAGGGGGGCAGAUGAAGAAGCAAGCCUGUCUGAAGAAUAUCCAUAUGUGUGAAGACACUCUGGUUGCAGACAUCAUAGGAUUUUGGUCAUUGCUUCAUAACUGAUGUUCUUUCGGUUGACUUUGGGCUAUACUUCUAGAAUUUGGAAGAGCUCUGAAUGUUUGGUAACAUCAACUGUGGUAGCCAGCAUCACACGGAAUUGCAGCAGUGGCCAAGGCAUGGUGACUGCUAAGUGGAUCUAGGCUUCAUGACCGGAAACAGAUUACUGAGAAUCGCAGAGCCUGUGUGUGACACCGUCAUGAAUGAGAGAAGGAAGUAAUACACUAUUGGAUGUGCCCGCUUGCUGCCAGUUUUGAGACGCAGCAAAAAUGAUGCAUUGUGGGGAAUCACUCCAAAAGGGUGAAUGAAAUGAACUGUCUGCAUUCUAGUAUCUGAGGAGCUGAGUUAUUCUCUUGGAGAGUUGUUCUAAAUGAGCCUGGCCAAGAUACUGGAUCUGUGUGAAGAGGACUAAGGAUAUAAUAGGAUGUCAACUGAGACAGAACUUCAAGUGGCUGUUAAAACCAGCACAAAGAAAGACUCAAAGAAGAAAGGUCAGGAUCGCAGCGAAGCCACUUUAAUAAAAAGGUUUAAAGGCGACGGUGUUCGAUACAAAGCAAAACUCAUUGGGAUAGACGAAGUUUCUGCGGCACGAGGCGACAAGUUAUGUCAAGAUUCCAUGAUGAAAUUAAAGGGAAUUGUUGCUGCAACUCGUUCAAAAGGGGAACACAAGCAGAAAAUAUUUUUAACUAUCUCAUUUGGAGGAAUCAAAAUCUUUGAUGAGAAGACAGGCCUACUACAGCACCAUCAUGCAGUUCAUGAAAUUUCAUACAUCGCAAAGGAUAUCACAGACCAUCGGGCCUUUGGAUAUGUGUGCGGAAAGGAAGGGAAUCAUAGAUUUGUGGCAAUAAAAACAGCCCAGGCAGCGGAGCCUGUAAUUCUGGAUUUGCGAGACCUCUUUCAACUCAUUUAUGAAUUGAAACAAAGGGAAGAGCUGGAAAAAAAGGCACAAAAAGAUAAACAGUGUGAACAAGCAGUGUAUCAGACAAUUUUGGAGGAAGAUGUAGAAGAUCCUGUUUACCAGUACAUUGUGUUUGAGGCUGGACAUGAGCCAAUCCGUGAGCCUGAAACAGAAGAAAACAUUUAUCAGGUUCCUACUAGCCAAAAGAAGGAAGGUGUUUAUGAUGUGCCAAAAAGUCAACCUGUAAGUCUGGAGAAUGGAAGCCUGUUGUUGGACAUAGAUGAAAAUCUUGGUAGAGUCACUCAGGCUGUUACCCAACUAGAGCUGUUUGGGGACAUGUCCACUCCUCCUGAUGUAACCUCUCCCCCUACCCCUGCAACUCCAGGUGAUGCCUUUAUCCCAUCUUCAUCCCAGUCACUUCCUGCUGGUGCAGAUGUAUUUAGUUCUGUACCUUACAGCACUGCUGCUGUACCCUCAGGUUAUGUUGCAAUGGGAGCUGUCCUGCCCUCCUUCUGGGGACAACAACCUCUUGUUCAACAACAACUGGCCAUGGGUGCUCAGCCUCCAGUUGCUCAGGUGAUGCAGGGAGGACAGUCAAUUGCAUGGGGACAACCUGGGAUAUUUUCUCCCACCCAGCAACCAUGGCCAUCUGUAGCUGGUCAGUUUCAGCCUGCUGCCUUCAUGCCAACACAAACUGUAUUGCCUUUACAAGCAGCCAUGUUUCAAGGUACCGUUGCCCCCAUUGCUACCGUUCCACCUACAAGCGAUUCUACCAGAUCCAGUCCGCAGACAGAUAGGCCUAGGCAGCAAGCAGGAAAAGAAAUGUUCAAAGAUUUCCAGAUGGCUCAGCCUCCGCCAGUGCCAUCACGAAAACCAGAUCAGCCUUCCCUCAGUUGUACCUCAGAGGCCUUCUCCAGUUACUUUAACAAAGUUGGGAUGGCACAGGAAGCAGAUGAUUGUGAUGACUUUGACAUCUCUCAGUUAAAUUUGACUCCUGUGACUUCUACAACGCCAUCGACGAACUCACCUCCAACUCCUGCUCCUAGACAAAGUUCCCCAUCCAAAUCCUCAGCAUCUCAUACCAGUGACCCUGCUGCAGAUGACCUCUUUGAAGAGGGCUUUGAAAGUCCAAGUAAAAGUGAAGAACAGGAAGCGCCUGAUGGAUCUCAGGCCUCAUCCAACAGUGAUCCAUUUGGUGAGCCCAUUGGUGAUACUGUAAGUCCACAGGGCGAUAGCUAGAUAGCGCAGGUUGGGGAAAGAGAGCCUCUCUAUGCCCAGAUCAACAGACCUAAGAAAUAGCGUUGACCCACGCUUGUGGUGCUUCAAGACUCAAACAGAAAACUACAGCCUUGACAGGCCUUUGGCUCCCACAUUUUCUUGCAGUUGAUCUCAUCUAAUAAAGGAUAAUCACCUCACUGCAUCAGUUCAACAAGCAAAAUAUUUUGGCAACCAGUGGCAACUCUCUAUGGCAGAACAUGACACUUUUGUUUUGUUCCACAGUCCUGAUAUCCAAGCAAAAUCUUUCCUCAAGUUUCAACUAUCCAGCAUUUCCCACCACGCCUUGUCACUUUUUUGCCAUUUCAAGUGCACCACAUUAUGGAAGUAAUCAGUUCAAAUCUGUUAAAGGACUGCUAAUCGUUUAAUAAUAUAAAAAAAACACAGGGAAAAAAUCAUGAAUUCUACAGCCAUUGAGCUCUGUGGCUGCACAUUUUGAUAAUAUGGUGACUUUUUUAUCACCAUAUUAGACUGAUCUGGCUGUAUUCCCCGCCGCUGCCGCCCAAUACUACUCUAUAAUGGCAUAUUUGAAGGUAGGGGACAAAGUAUUUGAGUGUUCCAUUCUAUCCCUUUUCUUACAGACAGGUGACAGACUCUAGCAGCAAAAUGCCUCCUGUGAAAAUCAUCCUUAACUUGAAACCAUGGAUUGCCAUUCUGCUGAUUAUCCAUCUUGAUUGGGAAACGUUGCCAAAUGGACCUUUUGAAAUUACAGUACAUCAAAGAGAUGAAAUGCUGCUUUUUUGUUUUGAAUACUUCUGCUGUGGGUAGAAAAGGACAUCAAAUAUUUUGAUGAAGAAAAAGAAGAAGAAAAAGACUUAACAGUGUUAUUUCCUAGGGGACUCUUAAAACAAAGACCAGUAAAGGAAUAUUUUUUAUUUCUUUGAUAUCUUGCUGCUGUAAUGCUAUGCAGACAAGCGUUUUUCUUCUCUGUGUGCCAUUUUUGAAGAGAGAGAGAAAAAAAUUGUUUGCCAAAUACUUCCAGUAUGCUUUCUGGAUUUGAUUGGGAUGGACUUUAUUAACCAAGAUGAAGAUGGCAUGAAUUUUGAAACUGAUUAUGUGAUCAAAUUGUUCAUCUUUAUCACUUUUUGUACAUCAGAAAAAUUCAAAUGGGAUUUUUAUUUUAUAACUUGAAAUUAAAAAGGAAAAAAAAACUUACCAUAAAACUCUUUAAAUGUUUAAGGGGAAAUGGCUUUAAGGAGUUUGAAUGAAAUUUGCCAGGUUUUUUUUGUAAAUAUAAAAUGUUAUGAGAGUUCUUUUAAUAAUGCCAUGACACUGUAGAGAAGGUAGCAAAUGGCAGUACUUUGGAAGUGUGGAAACCCCCAGUCUGUGGCUCUUGCAUCUCGUAUGGUUUUCCCCCCCCCACAUGCUUAUAAUAAAGUGCAUUUCCCAGCAGCAAUUAGGUUGUCAGCAACUAGUAAAGUUGAUGGGUAACACAUGAUUUAUUUUCUUGCUUUUAUGACACAAAUAUUACUACAUACUGUACAUUUUCAAGGGAAAAAAGUACAUUCCAUAGCCAUUUCAUAGCUAGAAAAUAAAAAUUCAAAACUGUUUACACACAAAUCGGAAACAACUUUUUAAAAAUUCUCUUUUUUAAACAUUUAUGUAAGAAAAGUGCAGUGUUUGGUUCCUAUCCUUAGCACAUAAUUUGCAUAAAGAAUCUAUAUAUUUUUGGCCUACAGAGAAUUGUUAUACAGGUCAAAUGUGUUUUCCUGAAGUUCCUAUGCAGAUCACAAUAUAUUGAAUUUUAGUGGUUUAGCACUAAAAAAAAAAGUUAAUGAACCCAAAUGAGAAAUUGCUUAAUGGGUUAUGCAGAUUUUUGUUUUUAGAUCAUAACACCAAGGUUUCUGUGUGUUUUCCAUUGAUUUGUGUAGGCCUAGAGUUGUAUAUUUACAUAUGUUUGAAUGGUUUAAUGAAAGCAUUUUACACACACAGCUGAAAGCGGAACAGGAUGGUGAUUUGGUGGUGCUGGCAACUAAAUUUCCUAAUUCCAGCCAGUACCUGUGAAAUAUAUACUGAAUGUGUGCUUUAGCAGUGAGUGAAUGAUACACUAGAUGUUGAUAGGCUCAGUAUCAAAGAAGUGAGAUCUGAUGCACUGUUCCUGUCAUUUCUUCUCUCUGUUCUAAUUGUCAGGAUCUCUCUGGCAAACUCACAUCAAACAAAAGAUGCAAAAAAUAUAUUCCCAGUAGGAUUUAAAAUGUGUGGGAUUGUAUAUUUUCAGUUCAACCAAUUGAAUGAAAACAUUUUCUUAUUAGAUAAUCUUCCAAUUAUUGAUUUUAAUAGGAAAUGCUACAUUCUUCCUUAACAAAGCUAUUUACAGGGUUGCCAAACAUCCGGAAUUCCCCGGCGAAAAUAGCAUUGGGGGGAAUUUCGGGAAAUUGGUAAAAUGUCCAAGAUUGAGGAUGAUUGCCAAAAAAAAGUUCAACUUUUGUAUACUGAAUUUUGCUUCCAUAAAUAGGGCAACCCUACUAUUUACCAUUUUUGUGUUGGGAUAUUGGAUUAGAAGAAGGUGACAUUUCAGUUCUUCAUAAAACUUUGGAGUAGGUUGUGGUCUCAUUAGCUUUUCAGUUAAUGACCAAAGCAUUCACAUCAUAGUUUGAAGAUUUCUGUAACCAUACGACUCUCAAGAACCUUCCCAGGAUGGGAAAAGUUUAUGUAACCAAUACUACACAGUAGCUAUAAAAGAGAAUCAAGUUGGGAUAUCAAAAUCAGAACUCACAAAGAAAUUUGCUCCAUGUAAACAUUUGGUUGUGGGUUUUUUGGGGGGUGGGGUGGGGUGGGGUUGAAACAAGAGACUCCAUAGCUGCCCUGUUCCACCAUCAGAAGAUUCAUUUUUUGCCAUAGCCUAGAAGAGAGAUAAUAUUGGAGCCUACACUGUACCAUUUGAUAGAUACAUAAUAGGUUCAGGGGAGUCAACAAGCUUUCCCCAUCCUGCUCUUCACUAGCACUAAAUUUGUCACUUUAAAUUUUAAACCAGGGAAUCCCACUCACCAUCCUGUACUGUCUUGAUUCCAACCAUGUCAUUAAAAAAAUAUUUUGAUAGAUCGUAGUCAUUCAACUGUCUGACAAAACCUAUGAUCAAAUAAUGUACUGGGCACCUUCGUUGCAAAGAUGUUUACUCUCUACCUUUAUUCAUUUUGAUUUCUGCAUUCCGACACGUAUUUUUUUAAUAAAGAAAAGAAAGAUAAAAAUGACUGUUUUUUGCAGUACAUUUCUAGAUCUACUUUAACUUUACCUCAGAGGAAAACCAUUUGUUGAACAUCUUUUUUUCACCCUUAACUUUAUGUGUAAUGCAUUCAGCAGAAAAAAACCAACAAAUUUUUAGAAAUUUUCCAUUAAUUUCUGUAACACACCAUGUAAUACUGUUACAAAUAAAAACAUUUAAAAUCAUAA